GUGACCUCAGUGAGUGCUCUAGGGUCGAACAAGCGACAGCGCGGUGCCAAGCUGUGAUACGUGCAAGCUAGAUUUAUGCAACUUUCAAUACUGGCUAGAAUUUAUUCGCUGUUCGCAAAAACGACGAGGCAUUAUAAACGUUUUCGUAGCAGUGGGUGUAUGUCGCAGGGAGAAGAGAUACUCAUUUGAUCUGAUCGACGACAAAUCGAAACAGCCAUGAGCCUACUACCACCUGACGAAGAACAAUUACGAAAAAUUUAUGAGCAAAUGGGUGUGACCGAAGAAAGUCUAGACAGAGACGUGAUUAUUUUACAAGAAUGGCUCACAAAGCAGCCACAUCUACCUUCACCAGCAGAGCCACGCCGCCUGCAGUGGUACCUGCUGCACACGAAGGGCAGCGUGGAGGAAUCGAAGAGGCUGCUCGAUGCCUUCUACACGAUCCGCAGCUCCGGGAACCCGCAGUUGUUCCGGGACCGCGACCCCCUGAGACCCGAACUGCAGGCGGCCGCGCGAUCCACGACAAUGGCGCCGUUGCCCCGCCUCACUCCGGAGGGGUACCGCAUCGUCGCCUUCAAAAUGCUCAAUCCGGACGCUGCCAUCCGCCUUCCGAUUGAAUACGCUAAAGUAAGCAUGAUGUCAACUGAAAUUCGAAUGUUGGAAGAUGUGAAUGCCGGCACCGUCCUAUUGGUCGACCUGUCGGGAUAUACUACAUCUCACCUCUCUACGCUCACAAUGCCUCUCAUACGAAAAUACUCGUAUUAUACACAGAACAUCUAUAAAAGCAGAGUUAAAGCAAUACAUGUACUAAACGCCUCAACAUUAGUGGAGAAGCUUUCAAAUCUUUUGAGGCCAUUUCUCAAAGAAAAAGUUUUCAAAAGAAUGUGCAUACAUCCUAGAGAUAAUCACAGGUUAUUUGAGACCCUUCCACAAGAUACUAUCCCUGAAGACUAUGGUGGAACCUUACCAUCAUUAGCAGAAUUAAAUGAAAAAUGGUUGGAAAAGUUGAUAAGCUACCGUGACUGGUUCCAUCAAGAAGAACAUGAACAAAAAGUAGAUGAAACCAAACGUCCAUCUAAUUCUGAACAAUAUUCAGCGGAAUUUGGGGUUGAAGGAUCAUUCCGCAAAUUGAAUCUUGAUUAACACACACUUAAUCUCCAAAGUUCAAGUGAUAAAACAUUGAAACCAUUAUAUAAUACCUAACAAGCACACAAACUAUAAAACUCUUGACAGAUCAAAAUUUACAUUUGGAACAUAUGGAAAUGUUAAAAUUUCAACACCUGAAAACCAAUAUAUGGAAUACACAUUAUCAUAUAUUUUGAAUAUUAACAUUAAAUGCAUAAGCAGAAACACAAAUUCAAUUCAAAUUUCCUUUAAAUAAAAAACAAAACAUUGAAUAUUGAGUUCAGAAAAAGUUCUUCACAGUCAUCUUUAGUUUCCUAGCAAGAAAAAGUAUUAAAAUGCAGUAGACUACUCAUUAU
This is a messenger RNA of Gryllus bimaculatus (two-spotted cricket), 1478 nucleotides long. The record is from the annotation of a GenBank genome assembly. Lineage: Eukaryota; Metazoa; Arthropoda; Insecta; Orthoptera; Gryllidae.